Marmota monax (woodchuck) is the source of this 13098-nucleotide messenger RNA. RefSeq names its product NEDD4 binding protein 2 (gene N4bp2). Bases 771 to 6092 code for a protein of 1773 amino acids. Gene Ontology annotation, molecular function: ubiquitin binding. The record is from RefSeq and is a predicted model, not a curated record. Lineage: Eukaryota; Metazoa; Chordata; Mammalia; Rodentia; Sciuridae. The transcript has 20 exons.
CGGCCUCCCACUGCCUGGCGGGCCUCCAGGCCCCAGACACGCCCCUCUUGCCCCCUUGGUCACCCCCUCCGAUUCCGCCGGGGCUUGACCUUGCACUCCUCCGCGCGCCUUCGGUGUUUCCCAGGCGGAGCCUUCUGGGAACUUGAGGCCACCUUCCCGAGCACGUAGUCCUAGCAGAGCUGUUUAUUUACUCACUUUUCCAAAUCCAAACACACAGCCACUCACUCCACACCUAAGGGUUUUGGAUUCUGCAGGGAGACGUUCCCCUUCCCUAGUAUUUGUGCGUCGUAGACCCGCGUCCACUCCCCACCCCCACCGCAACUUUGGGACCAUUCUCGAGCUCUUCUCUGUUCGGGACCUGUUCGGGACCCUCUCCCAGCUCUCGGUUUGGAAAUCCGACUUCGAUAGAGUACUUAAUUUGUAGGAAGAAGAUGCUCUGUUUUAUGGACCUGAGUAUUCCUGAGACUGAAAUGUAAGAAGACUUUAUGUUGGAUAACAGGAAGAGGUGUAGAGUUUGCAGGUAUCAACUGUGGUCUUACUAAGCAUGUCAAUAGCAUCAAUGCCAGAUAGACGGCACAUGUGGCUGGUGGCUGCCAUAUUGACAGUGCAAUUCUGGAAGGUGGAGAGCCUAUGACACAAAUUUAAUUAAAAGGUCCUAUUACCACUGGAUUGUGCAAGAUUUUUAACGCUAUUUUCUUUGAAUUAUGAUUUAAUAUCAAACAUCUUAAAUUUUUUUAAAAAAGGGAAAAAUUUUAGUUUUGGAAGUCAGAAUGCCAAGGAAAAGGAAAAAUCUUGGGGGAAAUCCUAUUCAGAAGACUGCAAACUCUAAGGAAGUUGUCGUAUCCAGUCUUGCUAGUCAUGAGGAGUCAACCACUACCCUUCCUUCCGUGUGUGAGACAAACACUGAUCAGGAAGAACUCUUCACCAGUAUCUCAGAGAUGUUUUCUGAUCUGGAUCCUGAUGUAGUGUAUUUGAUGCUUUCUGAAUGUGAUUUCAAAGUUGAAAAUGCCAUGGAUUGUCUAUUAGAAUUGUCUGCCUCUGAUGCCAAGAUAGAAGGAUCAUCUGCAGAAAACUUUGUUGCUUCUGAGAACCAGCCAGUUGAAACAGGAAGUGAAAUAAUGGAGAAGUGUCCUCUUGAAGAAGAGAGUGAAGAUUCGAAGAUGGAUUCAUUUCUGGAUAUGCAGCUGACUGAAGACUUGGAUUCCUUAAUACAGAAUGCUUUUGAGAAAUUGAACUCUUCUCCUGAUGACCAAGUAUACUCAUUUUUGCCUUUGCAAGAUGUUAAUAGUUUUAAUGACCCAAGUAAGUUUAUAAAUUCACAUUCAAGUAGUACGACUCCUGUCCAUUCUAUGCAAAAUAUGGAUUCCAACAGUGAGAAUUUAGAAAAUUCUGUCUCUACAGUAAGUUCAAACCCAUUAACUUCACAUUCAGUUUUGAAUGGGUCCAGAAGUUUUAUAAAGGAUAACACUUUGGUUUUGGAAGAUGAUUACCAAGAAGAUUCUCAUCUCAGUAGUUCUUUAAAUCCAACAAAUGACUCUAUCAUGGGUUGUAGCAAUCUCAAUCAGAGACAGAGCGAGUUUUUAGAAUCUGAGCGUGUUGAGGCUCAACUUUCCGAAGCGUCUGUAAAUUUGGAUGCUAAUGAACCUCAAGCUUCUUUAAACCUUCCUGUGCAAAAUUCAGGGUGUGAUUUGCCAGAUACUGGUGGGAAUCAGAGGUCUACUUCUGUCUCUGAUAUUUUUGUACCUUCUGAAGGGUUCAAUUUCAAGCCACACAAACAUACUGAACUACCACCAAAGGGGAAGGAUAUGAAUUACUGCCCAGUACUUACCCCUCUCCCUUUACUGCUUCCUCCUCCUCCACCUCCACCAAUGUGGAAUCCAAUGAUUCCUGCUUUUGACCUCUUUCAAGGAAGCCAUGGGUUUGUGGCUCCUGUUGUAACCACAGCUGCACACUGGAGACCCGUUAACUACACAUUUCCACCCUCGAUCAUUUCUCACACUUCCCCAACAAAGGUAUGGAGAAACAAAGAGGGAACAAGUGCUUAUCAAGUACAAGAAACUCCGGUUUCUCAAGUUGUAAGAAAGAAGACAACAUCAUAUGUUGGACUAGUUCUUGUUCUUCUCAGAGGCCUUCCGGGAUCAGGAAAAUCUUUUUUGGCGAGGACUUUGCAAGAGGAUAAUCCAAGUGGAGUCAUUCUUAGUACUGAUGAUUAUUUUUAUAUAAAUGGACAGUACCAGUUCGAUGUAAAGUACUUAGGAGAAGCACAUGAAUGGAACCAGAAUCGUGCUAAAGAAGCAUUUGAGAAGAAGAUAUCACCAAUAAUAAUAGACAAUACAAACCUACAGGCCUGGGAAAUGAAGCCAUAUGUUGCUUUGUCUCAAAAACAUAAAUAUAAGGUCCUCUUCCGGGAACCAGACACAUGGUGGAAAUUCAAACCGAAGGAGCUUGCAAGGCGUAAUAUUCAUGGGAUAAGCAAAGAAAAAAUAACAAGAAUGUUAGACCACUAUCAACGUUUUGUUUCAGUGCCAAUAAUCAUGAGUUCUUCAGUUCCAGAGAAAAUUGAACGUAUUGAAUUAUGUGCAUAUUCUUGUGAGGAUAGAAGUUCCAGCCCAAGAGACAAUGAAGAUAUUACCUCUGAAAAAGAAGAAAAUGUUUUAUCCUCAUCACUGAAGCAUCUAGAGUUAAUUGAAGAAAAGAAUCCUGAAGUGACCAAAGAAACGGUGUUGCCUGAGAAUAUUACAUAUCUCCCCCAUGCAGAUAUAAGCAAAGGAAGGAAAGAAAUAAGUGGUAUACAUCAUAACACUCAGAGUCAGUUCAUUCAGGAAGCUGCACACAUCUAUCUUUCAGACUCUGGAAGCAAAGUUCAAGUAGCAGACAAGAGAGAAAAAGAAGAGCAAGUAGAAAUGACAUCUGAAAAACAGUGUAUUAAAACUGAUGCAGAUAGAGUAUCACCAAGUAUUUGCUCUGGUGAAAAUAAUCAAGACUGCGAUCUGGCAAAUACUGGACCACUUCAAAAUGAAAAAUCUUCACCUGGUGAAAUAUUAGAAGAAAGAACAACAAUAAAGAAAAAGGCCUUUGGGAAACAAAAAAGCAAAUCACCUUCAGAAAAGUUUCCAAGACAUGAGCUAUCGAAUUUUGUUGGUGAUUGGCCAGUUGAUAAGACUAUUGGUCAGAGAACAAAAAGGAACCGAAAAUCUGAAAAAGCUUCAUCUAUACAAAGUGACAAAAAGUAUAGUCGCCCUCAGUCACGCAAAGUAUCAGAUAAUAGUGUGUCCAUGAUUACAGAUCAUAUCCAACAACAAGGAUCUCCAUAUGAAAGUGUAGAUGAUGGCAGGAAGUCGCAGUGUGAUGAUUCUUCAGAAUUUCUCAAUAGCUGUAAAUAUGAUACUUAUAAAAAUCCUGACAAAAACUCAUUUAAUAUUGUGGGUGACUGGCCUUCAUCUGAUUCUUUAGCUCAGAGAGAGCAUAGAUCAAAAAUGCCAAAGGCUGGUUUAAGUGAACCCAACCUAGAAUUUGGAACUAAUGAUAAUAUGAAUGAAAUAUCCUUAUAUACAACACAAGCCUGUUGGGGCACAUGCCCUAAAGAACUAAAAUUGUUGGGGAGCUCCACUCUACAAAGUGCUGACAUGAUACCCAGUGAAAUGACCCAGGAGAAUCAAACUUAUCUAAGUAAAAUGAUUCAUGGGCAGCACACAUUGCCUCUAACUUUCACUAGUAAUACAGCAACCAUUACUGGAGUGGUAGGGCCAGAAAUUCUAGCUGAAUUUCCAGGGGAAAUGCCUAGAGGAGUCCCCGGAAUAGAAGUAGGCACAUGUACCCAGACUGAACCACAGGAUUUUGCUCUGUUAUGGAAAAUAGAAAAGAAUAAAAUCAGUGUUUCAGAUUGUAUCAAAGUAUUAAUAGGAAGAUUAGAUGGAUUUAAACCAAAAGCUUUCAAUAUUAACACAAAGUCAAAUGUUCAAGAGACAAUUCCAUAUAGGGUAAUGUAUGAUAAAAGCACGUAUGUUGAAGAAAGUGAACUUACCAGUGCUGAUGAAUCUGAAAAUCUUAACAUCCUUUGUAAGCUGUUUGGAUCUUUUUCAUUAGAAGCCUUAAAAGAUUUAUAUGAAAGGUGUAAUAAAGAUAUUAUUUGGGCCACAAGUCUUCUGUUGGAUUCUGAAACUAAAUUAUGUGAGGAUACCGAAUUAGACAAUUUCCAAAAAUCAUAUGAUGAAUCACAAGUUGGACCAUUUUCUAUGGGAUUGAAUUUGAAGGAAAUUAUUAGCCAAAGAGAAACAGUAGAGGAUUCUAAUUCUUUUGUGCCAGAAAUUAGUCCUGGAAUCUGUAUCAGUAAUAUUAAUUCACAGUCUAGCUAUAAUGCUGAAAAGUUAAACUCAGAGCAGGCAGAAAUAAGAGCCAUAACUCCUGAAAAGCUUGGAUCAAUAACAAAUGUAUUUCCUAAUGCUGCUGUAGAUCUGAAGAGUAAUAGUGAAAUACUUCCUAACAGCCAGGUAGAACUAUCAGGUUUAUGUAGCUUCAAGCAGUCUCUUCCAGUUCUUCUAAAAUCCGCUACCCCUAAAGAUGUGAGUGAAAUAGAGAACAGUCUAGUAGCGGCAGAGACUGAAGAUGGUAUGCGUUCUUCUUUAAAUUUAUCAGAUAUUUUAAACUCUGUAUCAAGUACUUCAAAUCUUGAAUUAAAUGAAGAAGUUUACUUUACUGACUCUUUGGAAAUAAAGAAAAAUGAAAAUCUUUCAAAAGAUUAUGUGAAAUUUGUGAACUCUGAAGAAUUUAUGAAUGUAGAUGAACAGGAAAUGGAGAAAAUUCUAAUGGCAGGAAAUAGCUUGUCAGUUGGAGUUAAUGAAGAAGAUAAAACUGAGAUAUUGAAUCCCAUGCCAGGGAUGGCCAAAUCUCUGACCAUAGACUGUCUGGAAUUGGCAUUACCCCCAGAACUGGCUUUUCAACUCAAUGAAUUAUUUGGCCCAGUUGGUGUUGAUUCAGGGUCUCUAACAGUUGAGGAUUGUGUGGUUCAUAUAGAUCUGAAUCUGGCUAAAGUGAUUCAUGAGAAAUGGAAAGAAUCUGUAAUGGAGCGACAAAGACAAGAGGAAGUAUCUUGUGGCAAGGUUAUUCAAGAUUCUUCCCUGGUUGGACAUAUUGGUCUUGAUAAUCCUGAACAAAAAUCAUCUCAGAGAACAGGCAAAAAAUUGCUGAAGACUUUAGCAGCACCCGAAAUGCUCCCCUUGUUGGAUCAUUGGAAUACUCAAACUAAAAAAGUAUCACUCAGAGAAAUAAUGUCGGAAGAAAUUGCCUUACAGGAAAAACAUGAUUUGAAAAGGGAGACACUUAUGUUUGAAAAAGAUUGUGCCACUAAACUAAAGGAGAAGCAGCUCUUUAAGAUAUUUCCAGCCAUUAACCAAAAUUUUCUGGUGGACAUUUUCAAGGAUCACAACUAUUCGUUAGAACACACAGUGCAAUUUUUAAACUGUGUUCUCGAAGGAGAUCCUGUAAAAACAGUUGUAGCUCAAGAGUUUGUUCACCAAAAUGAGAAUGUCACUUCUCAUACUGCACAGAAGACUAAAGAGAAAAAGGCAAAGAAAUUGAAGGAGACUGAAGAUACCCCAAGUGAACCAUCUUUCCAGGAUUUCGAGUACCCUGAGUAUGAUGACUACAGGGCAGAGGCUUUCCUGCACCAGCAGAAGAGGAUGGAAUGCUAUAGCAAAGCUAAGGAAGCUUACCGAAUGGGGAAGAAAAAUGUUGCCACCUUUUAUGCCCAGCAGGGCAGUCUUCAUGAGCAGAAAAUGAAAGAAGCCAACCACCUUGCUGCUGUGGAGAUCUUUGAGAAAGUUAAUGCCUCCCUGCUGCCGCAGAAUGUCUUAGACCUCCAUGGGCUGCAUGUGGAUGAAGCAAUAGAACAUUUGAUGACAGUUUUACAGCAGAAAACUGAAGAGUUUAAACAGAAUGGUGGUAAGCCCUAUCUUUCUGUGAUUACUGGGAGAGGAAACCACAGCCAGGGAGGAGUUGCUCGCAUCAAACCAGCUGUCAUUAAAUACCUCACAAGCCAUAGCUUCAGGUUCUCUGAAAUUAAACCAGGGUGCUUGAAAGUCAUGCUAAAGUAAAAUAAAUGUCCUUGACUUAGAAGUAUGAAGGUUUGUAGGUUAAAAUUAGUUUUAUUUGAAAUAAUUCAAUCAAUUCUGCUUUAAACGUGUGUUUAUUAGGAACAAUGUUCACUUAUAAGAAAAAAAAUUGUUUUUCAAAAUUGAAGAGAAGUUUAAUUUUUUUACUGAAUCAAAUUCCAAGUAAUGUUACCUGUUAAAAAUAUUAAAGAGAAUUUUUAUGGAUUACAAAAUGUCUAAGAAAAUUAUCAGCUGCAAUUUUAAAGUCUGAAGUGCUCUGAUUCUUUCUCAAAGAGAAAAUGCUACCUUUGUAUUAAUUGUUGUUUGACAUUUAGCAAAGUCCUAAAGGCUUCUGUGAGAGGUAAUGUGCUUUGAGAACUGGUUCAAACCAGUUCAGAGGUGUGUAUUAAUAUUAGUAAAGAAAGAAAGGCUAUUUAACAACAACACUUGAAUUCUUUUUGCUUUUGAAGCCAAAUACAUAAAAUCAUUUCAUUUUAUCUGUCCUGCAGAAGGGAACUCGUUGUCAUACUUUUUUCUGCUUUGUAUGUGGCUCAUCUCUUUCCUUUUGUUCUGUUCUUCUGUGUAUGCAUUUUCUAUGAGGAAAGUUGGGUCUGAGAUUAUCUUGCAGUCUUAUCCUUUCCAUAGGCUGAAAGGUCUUCAGAGGUGAGAUGGUGGGCUGUCUGCCACUUGUUACUGCCUUCUAGGACUCCCAGAACCAACCAUUUGCCUGAGUGGCAGCAAAGACAGCACUAAAGAACUAUAUUUUAUAUUGGGGGCAUGUAACUUCUAAACUAGUAGGUCACAAUCCUGUUAAUUUAAAUCAGAAGACAUUUUUAAUAUCAUCAUAAAAGGAAUCUGUCCAGUUUAAAAGAUUUUUACGUUUAUUUUGAAAAAGAGCCAACUUUCGGAAACUUUCAUUGACUCCUCUUGUUUCAUUAGCUAACAAGUCCUGUAAGUAUGUAAAGUAUAAUUUUUUAUACAGGUUUAGUGUGGUAAUGUAUAAUUUUUUAGUAUGAGAUAGUUACUAAAAUAAAUUUGAUUUUGGAUAUAUAGAAUACUUUCAACAUAUAAUUUUCGCAAACAAUUGUGUUGCUUUUUAUUUAGUUUAAAAAAUCAUUUGGACAGGAAUAAUAGGAUUGUUACCAAAAAUAUCCUGGAAAUACAGAAUGAUUUCCCAAAUAAGCAAACAUUUUAAUGAAAAUAACACUCAAAAAAUGUGUUUUCAUAAAUCAUCCAUGCAUGCUUUUAAAAGAAAAAGCCUAUCUUUGAAUUUAUUUCCACAAAAAGGAAUAUAUGUUUAUUAUUUAGAAAUGCUAAUGACUGGUGAAGUAUUAUUCACUUUCUUACAUUUGUAAUAAUUCAUGGGAAAACAUGCCAAUAAACUAAACUGCACACUUUUGUAAUGUUUAGAAGUGUUGUAUACAUUAAAAUAGGCAAUUCCUUUUGACAAUUUAUUAUAAAAUUAUACUUGUUAAUGAAAUAAAAAUAUCCCUAUGUAUAAAUUAAUAUGAUUUAAAAGAGAUUAAAAACAACACUAAAAUGUGGAGUAUUGGAGUAUAUGCAGUUGCAUACUCACUUUUUGUGUCUAUAUUUUCUCACCUGGUUAAAAAAAUAUCACUUUUGAGCCCUUCGGCCAGAUUUACUUCAAUAUUAUGAUGAUAAUGAUUGUUAAUAGGGGAGCAGUCAAAAGUAGUUAUGGUAGUCUAUGAGUAAAACCUAAAUGAAAGAAGCUAUGUUCUAUACUGUAUCAACUUCAAUUUUAUGUCUUAUUUUGGUAAAUCUGGUAAUAUUUCUUCAUUACCAUUGAUAAAUUUGCAAGCAGAGUUUGUGCAUCAUAAAUAUUUUUAUGAAGUUGUUUAAACCUAUACUACCUCCUGCCCUCCUACCUAGUAUAGUUUAAGUAACACGUAAUUUGGGAAAGAAAAUUUAUGAUCCCUCUUCUUUUGCCCAUUUUCAAAUCCUAUAUGCCAGAAGGGAAGAUAGCUUGGGCAUUAUUGAAGUUUUCAUGUGAUGGUAUAUUAGAAGAGCUCUUUGUAAACUUUAAAAUAUUUGAAAAGCAUAGCACUUCUGUGGUUUGGAAGGUUUUAGUAUCAAAUCCAUUCGUAUUCUCUUACUGGUAUCUUCCAGAGGAAAGAGAAAAAGAGAACUAAUGUAGAAACUACAGAGUGCAUGCCUCUGGGCCAGGGGAUUCUUAACAGUGUUUGCAAUCUGUGUAUCUCCUUUGUCCAAUGUGAGAAAUUAGAAGCAUGUUUUCAUACACUUACUGGCUGUUCAUAUAUCUCUGUUAUUUUCAAGUUGAAGUUUCUUCUAAUAGUAUUUCAAUACUAUCUGCAAUUCUGUGGCCUUUAAAUAUGGUUCAUAUUAUAUAGUAGAUAUUGUGACUCUAAAUGUUUUGCAUAUUAUAACAUUUUGAAAGGAAAAACAUUUUUUUUGGAUGGUUUUCUGUCUUUUUAUUAUAGCCUUUUUCUUUUUAAAUUCAAGUGUUUUUGUAUGCUUAGGAAAAGGAUACAUGUAAUAACAUGAUUAGUUAGUUAGUUCUGAGCUGGAAAUUGGAAACUUUUGAAACUCAGGAAAUUGCUCUGACAAUGUUUUAACUGCUCUCAAUGUAAGAAAAUGGCAAAAUGCAUAAAAAAAAAGAUAAAAAUAAUGUGCGGUGUUUUUUCCAGUGCUUUUUCUCAAUGCUUUUUCAUUGUGCAAUGAGGUGAAAUUUGAUGAUAUUUUUGUGUAGUGAUUAAAUAUUGCUUAUUUUUAUUUACAUGUAAAGAACAGAUUGUUUGUGUGGCAAAAAAAGUGUCAUUUAAAAGGCAAAGUAAGUUUAUGUAGAAUGUAUGUUAAUGGUGCUUAUUUUUGAAGUGUAAUUCAAGUUUACAGUAUUACUUAAUGCCUCUUUACAGAAUUUAAUAGAGAAAAAAGGCCAGGACACAUCUGCGUCUUGAAGAGCCUUUUGCAACUUCAUGUUAUAAUAUGACAAGGUUUAUUAUUUUCCUUAAAGUUGAGCAAUUGACUUUUAUGGUCCAAAUGAUGAACCUGUUAUUAAUAAAUGAUUGAAUUAACCAUGAGAUUUUUCCUUAAAAUAUAACAUUGCAGCUAUCAGUUGGAGAAUAUAAGAUCUUCAGAUGGUAUAUCAGAAACAAAAUGUUUUUAUUUGUACUAUAAAGAAAAUGUAAUUUUGCUGUUAACUCUGUACUUUUUUAUUGAAAAUGUUUAUAACUUUGCUUUUAAAAUUUCUUAUGAAACCAUUUGCAAAUUUCACACUUAAUUUAAUAAAAUGCUUUAGCUACAGUCCAGUGUGAGGAAAUCCUUCGUUUGAUGUGGUAGGUUUAGUAACUUAAAUAUUACAGAAUAUUUUUGUGUGUAACUUUGUAAUUUCAGGGGGAAAGGGUCAUAAAAGUUUCAUUUCUGUACCACAGUUUUUCUUCUAGUUGAUUUUGGUAUAAUAAGUAGGGAUCCACUUUUGAACCAGAAAAAUGGAUUAGGUAAGGCUUUUUUUCUUCACACCCUUGUAUCUUUUGAUUGACAUCAAAUGAAGAAUUAUAUCUGUUAGGAACUCGAAUAAUACUUUAAAUAGCAGAAAGGACUUUUGAACUUCAGGAAAGCAGACUAAUUUACUCAUUAACAGGGACUUACAAUAUUUAUUCAAUAAAUAUUUAUUGAGCACUUAUUACUGAGAAUAUAGUGUAAGAUAGCUUCUCUUCACAGGAAUCUUACAAUUAUUCUCACCAACAGUUAUGUGUAUAGUGAUUUAUACUCUGGAACACUUUCAUAUGUUAUAUUUUAAAUCUCAAGAGAAUCUUAUUACAUAGAUGGUGCUAUCCCAAUUUAAUGGAUAAAGAGAUAGGAUUAGAGAAGUUAACUGAUUUGCCAGUUAAUGACAGAGAUACAACUCCAGCCUCAGUUCUCUGAUUCCUAGGAUAGAGCAGCUGCAUCUGUCAUAAGUGUUAGGAUAAUUACUUCAAAAGAUAUAAUACCUCCUCCUGAGAGAGAUGUGGCUACACAGUAUAGGUCUAUAAAAACCUGCCAUUUAUGAAACUGCCUUCUUCCUUUAUCCAAAGAAAGCUGGUAUUUUGUGAAAAGCCCAAUGUCAAUGGCAAAAGAAAGGUUUACUUCUCCCUUAAUAGAAAAUCCCAGGGUCCAAGGACUGAUGGAAGUGCUCUUUUUCAUGAAGUUUGGGGAUCUAGGGCCCUUAUAGCUCACUACGCUGCCAUAGCCAGGCUAUGGCACUCAUUUUCCUAGGCCAGGAUGGUGACUGAACCCCAACUAUCCUAACUAUAUUCUAUUAAAGAAUGGACAAAGAAGGAGGGAGCAAAGAGAAAGUACCAGUGGUCUUAAAGAUUUUUGGAAGCUGCCAUAGGACACUUAUACUUCCAUCCUGUUGGCUGGAGGUUAGUGAUGUGGUUACAUCUAGCUGCAAGGAAAGCUGGGAAAUGGUCUAUUUCAAACUGCCACAUGUUCAGCUAUAUGUCGGGCGUCCUUGAAGGAAAGAAAACGGAAAAGAAGAAUGAAUAACAGUGUCUACCUUAUUAGUUUUUUUUAUCAUGUUGUGCAAAUAAUGUGAAAAUUAGUUUUUUGGGUUUGGUUUUUAAUAUUUUUUUCUUUACUUGUAAAUGGAGACAUACAUUUACUUUAUUUAUUUUUUUAUGUGGUGCUGAGGAUCAUACCCAGUGUCUCACUUGUGCCAGUUGAGUGCUCUAACACUGAGCCACAACUCCAGCCCCUUUUUUCUUUCUUCUUCUUCUUUUUUUUUUUUUUUGUGGUGCUGGGGAUUGAACCCUGGGCAAGCACUCUAUCAGCUGAGCUAUAUCUGUAGGCACCUUUUUUUAUUUUUUGUUUUGAGACAGGAUCCCUGUAAGUUGCUGAGAAUGGCCUUAAAUUUGUGAUCCUCCUGCCUCAGCCUCCUGAGUCACUGGAAUUACAAGUGUGUGCCACCAUGCUUGACUGAAAAUUAGUUCUUGUUGCAUUUCUUCAAUAGAUCUUUGUUGAUGACUUCCAUAUAUGAGAAAUAAUGACAAGGAAAUCACAGCUGUAUAUGUUUUAACUUUAAAUAUUCAAACAAUCUUAGCAAACAAUGGGAUAGAUGACAUGGGCUUUCAGUUGAUGACUUAAUUGCAGGUGGGUUCACCUUUGAUGUGAUAAUUUAAUUGUGGCAACUAGAUGAGGCUUUUAAGUUAUUCCUGGUGAUACUCCUUGGAAAAUGUAUUUGCAUAUUGGCUUGUUUUCCUUUAAAACUCUUUUAAUUGUGACUAUGUCCAAAAGCUUAGUACUUGGUGCAUGAUAUUUAAAGCUAGUAAAAUGGACUAGAAUUGAAUACAUUUAUGUCUGUGAGUCAGAACUGUCAUGCACUAAGUGAGGAGGAAUAAUUCUUUUGGAGGUGGUGAAUCUGAACUUUUUUCUCCUGCUUAAAGUAUUCAAAUGACUUUCUGUAGGAAAAAGAUUAAACACUUCAAGUUCAUGGCUUUUGUGCAUCACUAAAGGUAUAAUCUUGGUACUUUUCGUAGGUUCUGGAGCACUCUUCAUGCUAAUCUUGACUUAUUCUGUUAGAGGUUAUUCAGUUUGAAUUAAACUAAUGAAAUAUUAGCAUUUUAAUACUAGUGAAGUCAAAAUGUAAACAAAUUCCUCAACUUUGGGACUGACUACAUUUUGGGGUAGAGAAAUGACAGAGUAUGUGACCCAUCAAUAGUUGUAUCUCUGGUCAUAUGCAGAAGAGGCUGCAGGGUGUGAAAAUGGGACAAAGAAAUGGGGUGAUGAAGUUGAAUGCUUAUCCACAGGUCUCACAAUGCAGAACUGAAUAUGCUUUCUUUCCUGUGGAUUUAAAGUCAUUUGGUGAAAAUAUUCUUUCAACAAGAAGGUAUGAAAAUAUGUCUAAAUAAUUUUAAACCUGGCUUAGGCUUAUAGGUUGUGUUUUGUUAUACUAGUGGUAGAAUAAAUGAAGUUUUAUUAAAAACGAGGUUCUAAAACGUUGUCCUUACUUGUGAAAUUAUUAUGCCCUCUAAGGAAAAUAGCAUUGGCAAUAUCUAAUGACUUGAGGCAGGUCAUGCUCACAGCAUGAGAACUUUAUUUGGGGAGGAUCAUAGCCUUGAUCUAGUCAUAGAUCUUAGAUUCUUAGGAAAGGAACUAAGUGACAUAAGAGGCCGAACCUGGAAGGAGGUGUGUAAGUCAAAGCGUGUUUCUGGCACUGUUGUCUCAAUUUAGUAUAGGAUAUGUGUAUUUCAUGUGUGUUUCAUAGUUACAUACUAAGGCUGACCCUCCCACUAAGAAAGUUGGGGGAAAAUUAAAAACACCCUAAAAACAUUGCAUAGUUGGCCAGUUAGUAGGGGCUUAUGGGAGAAGUCUAAGUGAAAGCCCUUAAAGGUGCUGUGCAACUUGGAUACUAGUAAGAGACACCCCACAAAGCUAGUACACUAAAAGGCUUUGCCUUUGUGGUGAUGGGGAUGGAUCAGAUAAUUUUGCCCUCCUUUCUGUUCCCAGAAGACUCCAAGGAAGAUAAACAAAGAGACCAAUAAAUUAAUAAAAUGAUCCUGAAAAGUUGUAACAUAACUAGUCCUCACAGAUUAACAGCUUAAAGUCAUAUCACUAGGGGAGACCAAAAAACCCUGCAAGCCAUGAAAUGCAUUAAAAGAGGGUCCCAGCCUGAUAGUGUCACCAUUAGCAGCCUGAUAGAGACAGAUGCAAGUCUUCUCAGAGAUAAUGCACCUUUGUCUUGGAGAAUUAAAUCUGAUCAAGACUCCAGAUUAACAACCACUUUGUAGAAAUUCCAGAAGACAGAAGUACGGAAAAUGUCAGACAAACACUCUCAUCAGGAUACAGUCACAGACUGGGAAACUAGACAACUUGCUUUCUUCAAAAACAAUUGCGAAGAAAAUAAAAUCACACAGAUGAAGGAAGAACUCGCACAUUAAGACUUGAGAAGCAUAUCAACCAUUUGCGAUUUGUGGAUCUUAUUUGGGUAUUGCCUCAGCAAAACCAAAACCAAAACCCCUGUGUAUCAAUAAAAGAUAAUUGGCAAUGUGAA